Molecule: messenger RNA, 2140 nt
Organism: Raphanus sativus (radish)
Lineage: Eukaryota; Viridiplantae; Streptophyta; Magnoliopsida; Brassicales; Brassicaceae
Exons: 5
Coding region: 264-1922 (552 amino acids)
Source: RefSeq, a predicted model, not a curated record
UAAAACUCGGAAAAUCGGAAAAAAAAUCACUUCACUUCUUCUCGGCUGUCUGAGAGAAAUUAGGAGAAGAAACAAAAAAAAAACCUAUCCGAUUCGAUUCGAUUCGAUUCCACAAUCUUCAAACGUGAAUUCGGUUACCUCUCUCCUUCUCAAUCAGGUGAAGAGCUAGGGGUUCCGCUGAACGAUGGGUGUACCCACCACCGGAUUAGAAGGUGGGCUUUCUCUCUUCUUCUGCUGAAAAACCUAAAGCUGCUGCUCCACCCAUGGGUAAACCCGAGGAAGAUGGGAACCUCCGCGCCGGUGAAGAAGAAGCUCCCGGCGAUUCCGCGGAGAGGAGGAGGAAUGCUCGUUGUGGCUGCGGGUGUUUCGAAUGGAUCUCGGGGUUCGUAGGGUGCAAAUGUCUCUUCGUGGUGCUUCUCUCCGUCUCCUUGUUUCUCUCCGCUUUGUUUCUGUUGCUUCCUUUCGGCGGCGCCGUGGAUCGUGGGGACUCGUCGUAUCUCGAUCCCAGAUUUAAAGGUCAUGCUGUAGUAGCGAGUUUUAGCCUCGACAGACCAAAAUCUUUUCUUAGUGAACAUCUCGCGCAGCUUCGGAAUGACAUCUUCCAAGAGAUGAGCUACAUUUCCAUCAACGUAACUAUCCUAGCUCUUGAGUCACAUGAACCGAACAUGACAAAGGUUGUGUUUGGGAUUGACCAUGAUACAGCAUACGGAGAGAUAUUACCUAUGUCCUUGAGUGCUAUCAAAGGGAUGUUCGAGUCGGUGCUCAUAAAUCAAUCCCCUCUCCAGCUUACCAAACCUUUGUUUGGGGAGACAUUCCUUUUCGAAGUUCUGAAGUUCCCAGGAGGAAUCACUGUGAUCCCACCGCAAAGUGCUUUCCCUCUCCAGAAAUUCAAGCUCUCUUUCAACUUUACACUAAACUAUUCUAUCCAACAGAUACAGAUAAACUUCAAUACCCUUGCUAUUCAGCUCAAGAAUGGACUGAAUCUCGCACCAUACGAGAAUUUGUAUGUAACUUUAUCAAACUCAGAGGGUUCAACGGUGUCUCCUCCCACGACUGUUCACUCAUCAGUUUUGCUAAGAGUUGGGACUUCAAAUCCAAGCCCAAGGUUGAAGCAACUGACUGAUACCAUCACGGGUUCACGCUCUAAAAACCUCGGUUUGAAUAAUACUAUUUUUGGUAAGGUCAAGCAAGUUCGUCUAUCGUCUUUCUUGCCAAACAGCAGUGAUAGCAGCUCCAAAUCCCCAUCACCUGCACCUUCUCCUCAUUCCAAUCACCACCACAACCAUCAUCACCACCACCACAACCAUCAUCAUCACCACCACCACAACCAUCAUCACCACCAUCAUCAUCAUCAUCUUAGCCCAAAUAUGGCUCCAGGAAUUUCACCUGUGGCGUCUCCUGUCCCUCAGAGAAGCCCUGGAACUAGAAGAGCUCCGUUUGCACCUCCGCCCUGCAACUCAGGGAAUAGAAGAGGACAGAGAGUACAUUUCAGGGAUAAACACUCGCAUUUCUCAUCUACACCUACUCCCACGCCUUCUCCUUCCUCUACCUCACAUCGUUCUUCUCCUCGCGAUUCUGCUCAGCCACCACAUGCAUCAUAUCAUCCUCCUCACUAUUCUGCUCGACCACCACAUGCAUCACAUCAUUCUCCUCGCUAUUCUGCUCGACCACCACCACAUCAUCAACUGCGCUCACCUGCCCCCAUUCCUGCAGCCAAGCCUCAUGUAGUUCCAGUCUCUGCCCCUCUACCUCAUGUGGUGUUUGCCCAUCAAGCUAAACCACCGGAAGCCAAACCAAGUGAACCGCAGCACGCAAACGAAGCUGCUCAUCCUCAACCGCAGACCUCUUCAUCUAAUUUGAACUUACCAGCUAUGCCAUGGAUUGUCCUACUUAUGCUGAUAGCGGCCUGGCUUCGUGAAUAAUGACAUUAACAUGUGUCAAGUACAUUGUAUCAGAACCUCCUCCUCCUCUCCCUCAACCGGAUACUCAAAACUUAAGUGUAUAAAAAAAUGAAUUCAUAUGGAAACUAGAGUUGUUGUUAUAGAAUGUUGCUGCACAAAAGUGUGCAGCCUUCUACUUGAUGCUCUAAGAGCUUUUUGUAUAUUAUGCUUCUGAAAGAAAAAGCAAGAAUUUUCACUUU